This is a messenger RNA of Neodiprion fabricii, 1989 nucleotides long. It is a transcript of the gene nAChRalpha4, whose product is annotated as acetylcholine receptor subunit alpha-like. Gene Ontology annotation, molecular function: acetylcholine-gated monoatomic cation-selective channel activity; transmembrane signaling receptor activity. NCBI's taxonomy places the organism in Eukaryota, Metazoa, Arthropoda, Insecta, Hymenoptera, Diprionidae. Bases 1 to 1716 code for a protein of 571 amino acids. Gene Ontology annotation, cellular component: synapse; postsynaptic membrane; neuron projection. Gene Ontology annotation, biological process: chemical synaptic transmission; nervous system process; signal transduction. The transcript is spliced from 11 exons. The record is from RefSeq and is a predicted model, not a curated record.
AUGUCCCCGACAAUCGGGGAGACUCUCCGCGUUUGGCUUCUCUCGGCGUUGGUCGUCCACGUCGCGGUCGCCGGUAAUCCAGACGCGAAACGUCUAUACGACGAUCUACUUUCAAACUAUAACAAACUUGUGCGUCCCGUCGUCAACACGUCGGACGUACUCAGGGUUUGCAUCAAGCUGAAACUCUCCCAGCUGAUCGAUGUGAAUCUGAAGAACCAGAUCAUGACGACGAAUCUCUGGGUGGAACAGUCAUGGUACGACUACAAACUUCGAUGGGAGCCGAAGGAAUACGGCGGCGUUCACAUGCUGCACGUUCCCUCGGAUCACAUAUGGCGGCCUGACAUUGUUCUCUACAACAACGCGGACGGUAACUUCGAGGUGACGCUAGCCACGAAGGCGACGAUCUAUCACCAGGGUCUGGUCGAGUGGAAGCCCCCCGCCAUAUAUAAGUCAUCCUGCGAAAUUGACGUCGAGUAUUUCCCCUUCGAUGAGCAGACCUGCGUCCUCAAGUUUGGGUCGUGGACCUAUGACGGCUUCAAGGUGGACCUGAGGCACAUGGACGAGAAAUCUGGAAGCAACGUCGUCGAGGUUGGCGUCGAUCUUUCCGAAUUCUACAUGUCUGUUGAAUGGGAUAUACUCGAGGUUCCGGCGGUCAGGAACGAAAAGUUUUACACUUGCUGCGACGAGCCGUACUUGGACAUCACGUUCAACAUAACGAUGCGACGUAAAACCCUCUUCUACACCGUAAACAUCAUCAUUCCCUGCAUGGGGAUAUCCUUUCUCACCGUUCUAACAUUCUACCUGCCGAGCGACAGCGGCGAAAAGGUGACACUCUCGAUCUCGAUCCUGAUCAGCCUUCACGUCUUCUUCCUGUUAGUCGUGGAGAUAAUACCGCCAACUUCGUUGGUUGUACCACUCCUUGGAAAGUAUCUAAUAUUCGCGAUGAUCCUCGUGUCCAUAAGCAUCUGCGUGACGGUCGUUGUUCUGAACGUCCACUUCCGGUCACCCCAAACCCACAGAAUGGCGCCCUGGGUAAAACGAGUAUUCAUCCACAUUCUUCCACGAUUGCUCGUCAUGCGAAGGCCGCAGUACAAAUUUGAGACGAAUCGAUACUCUUCCGGCAGAGUUCUGAUGAGGACCGUACGAGGCAAAGAAAAACCUUGCUAUUAUCCUUAUCAUCCAACAGCGCAAGAAGACACCGAUGAUCAUAUCGGUUCGAAAAGAUUCCAAAGCCGCGUUUCAUCGAAAGAGGAUCUCUCGCCGUCUAGCUUAACAGACGGUGUCCGAUUCGGCGGUAGCUGCCAAAUCCACGGACCAACUUUACCGCCUCUACCGUUGCCUCUUCACCCGGAAACCGAGGAAUUAUCAGUAUCCGGUGACGGGCCAAUCGAAGAAGUGAAAAGCCCGGUUCUCCGCACACCUCCGGUAUUUUCCCACUCGAAUUGCCCCCCGGAAUUGCACAGAUCUUGCAUCUGCGUCCGGUUCAUCGCCGAGCACACAAAAAUGCUCGAGGAUUCGACGAAGGUGAAGGAAGACUGGAAGUACGUUGCUAUGGUUUUGGACAGGUUGUUCCUGUGGAUAUUCACGCUAGCCGUUCUUGUCGGAACGGCUGGUAUAAUCCUUCAGGCACCAACACUUUACGACGAUCGAGCGCCGAUCGACAAAAAGUUCAGCGAAUUCGCGACGACGACGGUUGUUCGAUGUCCGCCCCAAUAGUCAACGCCCGAGCCCUGCACCGUAGCCAAAGAUUAACCCCUCUACCAUUCGAAAAAAAAAAAACCUCCCCCUCAAGAAGAAAAGAAAAAAAAAAUGAAAAACACGAAAUUACGGCAAAAGGGCUCCGCCGAAUGGCGAAAAUUUUAAAAAUAAUAACGAAAAUAAACGAAGGAGAAUGUAUCGAGUCGAUAUAAACAUUGGUAAAGAAGAGGAGAGAAGAAAACAAAAAAAAAAAAAAAAAAAAACGACAACGUCGACAUUGAAACGAGGACA